Bombina bombina (fire-bellied toad) is the source of this 1212-nucleotide messenger RNA. It is a transcript of the gene XCR1, whose product is annotated as X-C motif chemokine receptor 1. The coding region runs from base 1 to 1023 and encodes 340 amino acids. Gene Ontology annotation, molecular function: chemokine receptor activity. The record is from RefSeq and is a predicted model, not a curated record. Gene Ontology annotation, biological process: immune response; G protein-coupled receptor signaling pathway; chemotaxis. Gene Ontology annotation, cellular component: membrane. The transcript has a single exon. Lineage: Eukaryota; Metazoa; Chordata; Amphibia; Anura; Bombinatoridae.
AUGGAACAAACAACAGAUUUUGCAGAUUACGUGUCAUAUUCCUAUGAUGAAUCUUUAUUUAACAAGCCUUGUGACAAAGUGGAUAUAUAUGUAUUUGCUGCUAAUCUCACCACCAUCUUGAAUUCUCUUUUCUUUGUCUUCAGCAUCAUUGGAAACUGCCUUGUCCUCUGGAUUCUCAUCAAAUAUGAAAAUCUUGUGUCUCUUACAAAUGUCUUCAUUUUUAAUCUCUCCAUUGCAGACCUGAUUUUUACUUCUUGGCUUCCAUUUUUUAUUGUCUAUCAUAGGCGUGGGUGGGUGUUUGGAUCUGUGGCUUGCAAAAUCUUUAAUGCCCUUUUCUCCAUUGGAUUUUAUAGUGGAAUUAUUUUCUUGACAUGUAUGACUUUUCAUCGAUACUUAUCUGUGGUUGAUCCUGUGUCAGCAAUGAAAACCAGAAAACCCAUAUUUGGAAUCAUGGCCAGUUUAAUUAGUUGGAUAAUUAGCAUUGUUGCCUCUCUCCCUGUGAUUAUAUUUAAAACUCAGACCAAUUCCGAUGGGUUUCAGAGUUGUGAAUAUAAUGAUCUCAUUCCAAAAUUAGUGAGCAAUUAUCAACAAAAUGUUUCCUUUCUGGUUGCCUUCGCUGUUAUCAUCUUCUGUUAUUAUAAAAUAAUAAAGACAUUACUCAGAUCUCGGUCCCAGAGAAAUCAUAAACCAGUUAAACUAAUUCUAAUUAUUGUGGUAGUAUAUUUCAUCAGUUGGGCUCCUUAUAACGUUGUUUUACUUUUACAGUCUUUACACCUUCAACAGUUUUUUAUGGACUGUGAAUUAAUUAAGAGCAUUGAUUAUGCAAAAUACAUCAGUGAAAAGCUAGCGAUUUCUCACUGUUGUCUCAAUCCUAUAUUGUAUGCAUUUGUUGGUAUUAAAUUUAGAAGACAUUUGAAGCACUUUUUACAUCAUUACAGACCAUGUAACAAUCAAGAUGAACUUGCUAAUUCAGUGAGAAUUCAUUCAAAUGAUUUCUAUCAUGAAGAUGGAUCUCUUUACUAAAUUACUAGUUUUAUAGCAUAUGUUGCAUUGGCUUGCUCUGAUACAUGUUACCGAAUCCUUAUUAAAAUUCCUAUAAGCUUCCACUUGUACCAUAAAAUAGUUUAAUUCAUACAUUUUUGUCUUUAUCCUAUAUUGUAUGCAUUUAAUAGUAUUACAUUUCAAACACAUUUGAAGCACUUUUUACAUCAU